This is a messenger RNA of Sclerotinia sclerotiorum 1980 UF-70, 411 nucleotides long. RefSeq lists its product as hypothetical. The record is from RefSeq and is a predicted model, not a curated record. The coding region runs from base 1 to 411 and encodes 136 amino acids. Gene Ontology annotation, molecular function: RNA binding. Gene Ontology annotation, biological process: spliceosomal snRNP assembly; RNA processing. NCBI's taxonomy places the organism in Eukaryota, Fungi, Ascomycota, Leotiomycetes, Helotiales, Sclerotiniaceae. Gene Ontology annotation, cellular component: SMN-Sm protein complex; U4 snRNP; catalytic step 2 spliceosome. The transcript is spliced from 3 exons.
AUGAAGCUCGUCAGGUUUCUCAUGAAGUGUGCAAACGAAACUGUCACGAUUGAGCUCAAAAAUGGCACAAUCAUUCACGGUACCAUAACUUCCGUCUCUCCACAAAUGAAUACCGCUCUCCGUACGGUCAAGAUGACGCCUAAGAAUGGCGCAUCUCUCUCCCUUGAUACCAUCAACCUUCGAGGUUCCACAAUCCGUUACUAUAUUCUGCCUGAUUCGUUACCCCUCGAUACAUUGUUGAUAGACGAUGCACCAAAGCCAAAGAACAAGGCGAGAAAGGAAGCUACAGGUGCUGCCGAUAGAGGUGGUAGAGGAGGACCUCGAGGCGGACGAGGUGGAGGAAGAGGCAGGGGAGGUGGUGGUGGUGGAUUCAGAGGAGGAAGGGGACGAGGGGGUGGAAGAGGAUUCUAA